ACAGCAGACCCCGGAGCCACACACUCACACACAAAUAAACGUACAGAGCAGCCACAUGGAGCACGGCAGCAGAAAAGAAAUCAGUACAUCCUGACAUCGACGUUGAAUCUCUCUCUCGCCACAUUCACCAGACGCGCCGUCAUCCGCUCCGCCUGUUGAUGGAGGGAGGGGGAGCUCUUGGAGUGCAGCAACGCCUGUUGAUGCGACGGAGACACCAGCAUGUUCCCCCUCAUGCUCAUCCGCGGCAGGGGCGUCUGCGCCACCUGCAGGCGCUGCGGCAGGUCCUUCGCAGCCAUGGGCGUCUUGAGGCCGCGGCUGAAGGCAUUCAUGCGGACUAGAGAGGUCAUGUCGUCGUUUGUCACUUCUGGCAGGAGGCUCCGUGGCUUGUUGGCGGUGGGCUCGGGAGACACAGUGCUGGAGAUGGAAAGCCGACCCCCCAUGUACUCCUGCAGGUAUGUGUCCGGGUGCUCGUCGUAUGCUGGAGACGGCGACGUCCGCAUGUUGACGGAUGACGCCCCUGACGCGCAUGACGGCGUCCUGCUCCGGCCGACCUUCCCGCCCGUCAGGCCUGUCGUCUGGACAGUCAGCUCGUUUCUGGCCGUCCCGCGGCUCUUGAAGCUGCCGGUGUUCCCGCCGCUAAGUGCCAGGUUGCGUGAGGUGCUCUUGUGAAUGAGCCCCCUUGCGCUGCCGCUGGAACUGGCAUUGGAAGAUCGGUCGUUCAUGGGGCUGGCGAGCGAUCCUGUGCUCUGUUGCCGCAUCGUGACCUGGCUGCUGCGCCUUCGGGAGCUGGCGCCAAGGGCCGAUAUGCGGGACGGCCGUGAGGCAGUGGAGGACUGGGGUUGGACGGAGGCGGAGAGCCGCUGUUUGUGUGUGGGGUUGUGGAGGGCGAAGGCGCUCGGUCUGUUCAUCAUUGCCGACCUUUUCUUGUCUUUCUUCGCCUUUGUCGAGGCUGUAACGGAAUGAGACACGCACAGUCAUGUCAUCUUGAUGCGCCACGCCAUGGAUGGAUGGAUGUGUGAGUGCGCUGAGCUGACCAGGCCGCUUGAUGACCGGUGUUUUUUGUUCUACUUUGGCUUCAUCGACAGACUCGAGGAAGGGCCGCGCCCUCUCCACCACCUCGGUGGCCAACCCAUGGACCGCACGACGCAGCGUCACCAGCCGACCCACUGCACGCCUGUAUGGCAUGGCAUGGGUGGGGCAAGAGAAGACACAAACACACACAUGUCGGCUCUUGGCUGACUGCCUGCCGGACUGACUGACUUGAAUAUGGCGGUGUGUUUGGCCGACGUGUCCACCAGACCGUAUUCGGCACACAGUGCGCUCGCCUUCGCUGCGAAUGUGAGCUGGGCUUUCAGCACUGCAGGCGGUGGCCACACAGCGGGGAAGGGACGGUCUGGGCCGCCGACACGCAGCGACCAAGACGCCCACAGCGCCCCACUGGCAGACCAAUGCUGACGGUGGACCACAAAGACACAGACAAGCGCAAGAAGAUGUCGAUGGACCGGCACAGUCUUACUUUAAGUUCUUGGUUUUCGUCCGCCGAAAUGAAGCCUGGCGGACCUUUGGUCUCGGAGAUCGACACUACCGGAGAGCUGUGAGCUUUGAAGGAGAGCAGCAGAUGGACAGUGCCCCGCGUUUCAUGAUGCGGGUCCUCAGGCUCGUCUGCGAGAGCCUCCAGCACCUCGCUGGUCUCCAUUUUCAUCAGCACCUGGGUGGCCGCCCGCUGUAUCUUGGGUUUCUUCUGCACCACCACACUCACGGUCUUCUUCCGGACACCCCCGACUGAGCUCUGCUUCCUGGAUGCCCCGCCCUGCCGACUGCCCUGAGGGAUGAAGCUCGGCAUUCGCGAUGAACCUCGGUUGGAUGGGCUGCGGUUGGUGGGGCUGCCCAAGGGGGAGGAAGACGCGUUGGCGCCAGCGUUGAGGGCGCGGCGCUUCCUACGGGCCUCACGGGCAUUCUGAUGACAUAAACACGCACAUACAUGGUGGUAAAAAGGAGACACAAGGAUGGUUGGCUGCUGUGUCGCUGUGUCUGCAGGAUGGUUUACUUACCUUUUGUUGCCUGGCGUGUUCGAUCGACUCGGCGAUGUCGAUGACGUGGAUGUAGCCGUACCUGUCUCCCACAUACAGCAUAUCGUCAGCCACCACGUCCACAUUGAACCAGCUGUCGACCAUGUCGCACUCGACUGUCGGCGCGCUUGCUCCAAUGGCACCGAAGCUCUCCCAGAGAGACGACUGGGCCCCAUCCUGCGUGCCGCUCACCAGUGACUUGGAGGAAUCGAUGGCCUCGGGCGGUUCCAGCACGGCGAGCGACACCAUGCGUGACCCCUUGGUCUCUUCGCUCUUCUUCAGAAUCGACACGGUGGAAGGCACCGGGCUCUUCUGGGAUGCUUCCACAGAGCCCAUCGGCUUCGGCACGGGGAGGGUGUCAGGGGCCUUGGGAGGGGAGGGGGUGAGGCCGAAGCCAAUCGAGGGUCUUCUGUCUCUCGCGGUUGGGAGAAUGGGCGAGGCAACCGUCGACCCCCUCCUGGACGAGUCCCGCCUUCCCCUCCCCGGUGUCUUGAUCGGUGAGAGGAUCGACGUGCGUCCGCUGGGCUGGACACUGAAGGUGGUGGCCUCGUGCCGAUGCUUGCCCCACAGAUGGACGAAGAGAAACCUGGCGUCAUCCUUCUUCUUGCUUACCCCAGGUAUGAGCGACGAUCCCAUGCCGCUCGCCCCCCUCUCCCCUCCGGGCUGUCGCCGCCUCGCCCGCACCAGAUGCCCCAUGCUCAACAGAUCGUCUUGCUCCACAGACAGGUCAUCGUGGACAGAAAUCUUGGGCACUUGUGGGGCCGUGACAGGGGUGGUGUCCUUGUCUCUCUUCUUUGGAGAGCGUGUCAGGAGCGGCGAUGAGGCCAGGUGCGUGAGGAAGGGGGAGUCGGGCGACGAGGAGGUCGACAUGGACUCGCGCCUCUUGCUGUCGCCGCCGCCGCACGUGUGGAUGCGAUGCUCACAUGCGCUGCAAGUCGCAGCGAGAUUGAUGUAUCAGGCGGUCAUCUGAAUGGGAAGGUCUCUCUUACACGGAGGGCAGGGCGAGGAAGGUGGCUUUCGAAAAUGACAGGUACGCGGUGCACUCGAUGGUCUCCUCCCUCGGCGCGUCCUUGAGCGGAGGGCUGCUGUUGUAAAAGGGAUUCAUCAGACCACCGGCAGUCAGCAAGACUGUGUACGACUCGAGCUGAGACACACACACACACACACACACCAAGAAAUGCAAGUGGAGGUGCUCCCCUGCGUGUGUGCUUCUCCGCUCACUUUGUCUUGUUGAUUGAUGGACGUCUGCCAGAAUGUGAAUGUGCCUUGGACGUCGAUGGCAUAAACAAUGUCCCUGCCGCUGAAACCCACGUGCUGCAACUGAACGUGGGAAAACAAGGAUACUGUGCGGUUUUAGUUGGGUUGCUGUCAUUCUCUGUGGUGGUCAGUCACCUCUGCCGUCCGUUGCAACAGUGUCCCGCACAGCCGCCAGCGAGCCAUGGAAUACAGCUGCCAGGAUGCCAAGGACACACUCACUGUACAGGUGCUGCACGUGCAGCACAUGUCUGCCUAUGCGUGGCGUGCUUACGAGCACACUGCCAUCCGAGUCGCCGGCAGCCAUGCAGUCCCUCGUCAGUGAGAAUGCGAGACACGUGAAGGCCGCCCCUGUGGGGUGGGCAAAGCUCCUGUCGCAGCCCAGCCUGUAUCCCACGCGAGCAGCUCGCUCGUCCUCUUCCGCCUCAUCCUCAUCCGAGGGGCCCUGGUCCUGCUCGUCCUCGUCUUCUUCGUUAUGCCCUUCUUUGUCUCUGUGUUGGUCCUCGGAACUGCUGUCGCUGCUGUUAGAGCCGUGGUCGCUGCCCUUGCCCACCUGAUGAGUUGCGGCUUCAGUGAGGAAAGUGGGCGGGUGUGGGCUGAUGGAGACACGGCGAGAAACUGGCUUCUCCUCUGCCUCUGCUGCAGGAGCAGCAGCAGGGACCGCAGGAGCAGAAGGAACAGCCCUGGCGGCCAGGAUGUCCCCCUUGUCCGUCUUGACUUGAUGGUGCUUGGGCCGGUCCUGCUGUCUCAUGACGCCGCAUGCUGACGUCGGUUUGUCUUCCGUCCACUCGAGCACAUGCAGCCAGCCUUCGCUAGUAGCCACCAAGAUGACGUUUUUCUCCUCACAUGUCAUGACGCGAGUGACCUGGGAACUCCUUUGAAAUGGGAACUGCACAAACCGGGAGCUGGCCAUGUUGGGGCGGUUGCCCAGCGGCGUGCUGGCGGCCGUGUUGCCAGACAUGACUGCUUUCGUCCCUGCCUUCUUCUUGGCUGCCGGUGCGGGUGAUGUGGCAGCCAGGCGGGCAUCGGUGGCCGCUGUGUCGUCCGCGUCUCCCUUGUUGGCCGCAGGCUCAGGCGACGAUUCCCCCUCAAGUUGUUUGGCGGCCGCCGUUAUGAAGUCAGCUUCAUUGUCGCCCUCCAACUGCAUCGUCUUGUCUGCGUUUGAAUUCAGCCUCGUGAGCGAGAAGGGCGUCUUGGACGUCUUGGAUCGCUGUGGCUUGCGUUGCUGUCCGAAGCCGACAGCCGGGUCGACAGAGGCGGACCGCGACACAGCACGCGUGGUCGGCUCUGAAGGUCCGACGCUCACAGGCAGCUGCUGGCCGGCGAUGCUUGACCUCCUUCUCUUCAUCUCUUGGUCUCGUUUCUUCUCGCUCUCUCUGGCUUUGCGUCUGCGUGAGUCCUCGAUCGACGAUGAGUGCUGGGCGGGGGCCUGUGUGGGGGAGGGUGGCGGGGCGGCGGGGCUGGUGUCCUCAUCCAGAAGAGUCCGCGCAGGGAUCCGGGCGAUCUCAAAGCCACUGCGGUACUUGCAGAAUCGGAGAUUGCCCUGAACACAAACACAGAGAGAGAAAAAUGUAAUCGCUUGUGUCGUGAUUCUUGUCUCACUAGAUGACCCUUCUAUGGCCGAUGAUGAUUAGGUUGUGCUUCUCGUCGACGGCGACACAUGUGACGAAGUCCUACCAGCAAGUCGCGCCGCACGAUGAAUGCAUAUUGUCCCAUGUGCGAUUUGGUUACAUUGAUGCUGUUGUUUGGCAGUGUCCAGAGUAUCCUUGCUGCUCCCCUGCUGCGGUUGUACACACGGUGCUCGAGAGAUGUCAUCGAUGCAACCAUACCUGUCCUAACCUCACACAUACACACACAACUAGUAAACACAUGCACACACAACCUGCAACCGCACAUACCUGGAGUUGAGUAGCCCCGUCAGCCAGGUCUUGGGGUUGUGAAAGACGUGCUCAGAUGUGCCACGCAAACGCUACAAGGACAAGUAUGCUCACAUUAUGCAGCAUCUCACUCUGUGUCCGUGUGCUUGCUGUGCAGGAGUGACUCCUGUCUUUACCUGUGUCAUCUCUCGAAUCUGCUCCUGGUGUGCCGUCUCUGCGUUGUACCUCUCCUUGGGCACCUGCACUCUGGGCGUCGCCGCGCCCUCCCCCUCCGCCUUGUCCUUCCUGUCUUCCUGCUGCUGUCGCUUGCUCAUGCCCUCAUCGUCUUCCUUUGCCAAGUCAUCCGGCCGCUUCAGCAGCUUGGCGAAAUCCGCAUUGCACUCGAAGACAGUCAGCCUGACAUACAAAGAGCUCGCGAAGAAUUCUGGAACAUGUCUCACCGUUUGUGUCCUAUGCUGCUUGGUUCACCUGCCGCCAGCGGUGAUGAUCUUGUUCUGCAUGGGCGCGACGAUGAGAAGUCUCGCAACCGUGGGCGCCCCAGCGAAGGUUUGCACGCAGGAGCAGAACUCGGCGUCCCAGGCCUUGAUGACGCUACCCGCGUCAAGGGAGAAGAAAACGCGAUGCGCGCUGGCCAGAGACAACACCUGGUGCUGAUGGCCAUAGCACUCCCCUGAUAAAUUGAUAAAUGGGAGACAUGCAAUUCAUAUGUGAAUGAGCUGCCCGCGUGUGAUUCGAUGCAUGCCUUUGCUCCCGAGAAAGUUCUGGUCGUCGAGGUGCCACACGCGCACAACCUUCUCGCAGCCCGACGAGACGAGGCUGGCGAAUAGCGGCACGUAGGUGAGCGACAGCACCGCAGCACCACCCGACCAGAUGAUGGUCUCGACAGUCCAACUCCUUUGAAACGAAUACAAUGCCAUACAGCACAACGAGAAUUUUAGCCAGCGAUCGCAUAGUGUGGGUAUCGGCGGUCCGCUCACCCACUAUACGCCUACCUGGAGUCCCAGUAUAGUAUCUGCCUGUCGAGAGCACCGGUGAUGAAGUGGACGCCACCCAGCUCCUGCAAAAGAAAAAGAAGUCUUCGUGCUUCUCGGUGAGCAUGCGGCACAUCAUUGGCUCACUUGGUACGCCGUCACCAUGUUCGUGUGCGCAGUGAGGGUGCGAAGGGGCUCGACCGGGGCGUCAUUCGCAGCCUUCAUCAUUUCGAUCUUCUUCGCCUUGUUAUCGAACACACCUGCCUACCUUCACCAACACACAAGCCGACAUCACAGUGAGACACGGUCGAAAGGGUUUGCUCGCAUACAUCUUUUUUGAACGUGAGCGCUGCCUUUCGGGGGUCCCGUGUGGGCAGCUUCCAGAUGGUCAGCUUGCCGUCUGUGCUGGCGGCGAUCCACACCUGCCGCUGAGCGUUCCACCAGAUGUUGCACAAGCGCUGAGUCACAAACACCUCCUGCCGCUGCACGAUGGCCAGGACGGUCGUCGUUUUGCCGCCCCUGUUGCCACUCAGGUCCGUGUCAUCGCCUUCCCUCGUUUCCUCCUGCCCCCCUUCGGUGAACGUCCCCCGCACUGACGUCAUGCGGGUCCGCACCGUCUCCCAUAUGAUCAGCCGCCUGUUGGAUGUAACAGCUGCAAUAUAUCUCAUCGAGUCGUCGAAGGCGACGGCCAGCGUGGAUGUCUCGUCGGGCCUCAGGGGGUCCACCUUCAGCGAGGGCACCUCAGCAUCCUCUCCUGUGCCCUCCUGCAGCACAGCCAGCAUGUCCAACCGAGCCUUCUUGCUCUUGUCGGCCGACUCGUCUUCGUCUGACGACUGCGAUUUGGAUGCGCUCCCAACCACGGGAAGCGGCUUAGUGCUUGUGAUGGUGUCUUGGGUGAAGGACGGCACGAGAGAGCGGACCUUCGUCAGCCUUGUGCCUGCAAGCGUCCAGAAAAUGAUCUCGGCGGUGGACUGCUCGAGGGUAAUGAGCGACGCGGCGUUGGUGAGUGGCGGGCUGGACGGCUGGACGGCCGAGGGGGGGAUGGGGUCCGGGAGGGGGGAUGGCAGGAGAUAGACGUGAGUGGUGGGGGCCUCGUGCCGACAGGCAUCUAUGCAGCGCAGGGAACGCAUGAAAUGGGGCUUCUCCUCCUCUUCGUUCUACCACAAUUUGCAAGGCAGCAUGCAGAAUGAGUGAGACAGACAAGGGGGGUCGGGUCUUUGUUUGUUGCCUCACCUUCACAGUGCUCAAAUGCAGGGCUUUCGGUCUAAUGAAUGAGUACAGCUCGUUGGAGCACUCUGGCGCUUCGAGGAUAAAGUCGGUGACGUCCUUCCAGUACACCUCCUUUUGCCUCCCUCCCCUCAGACAGGUCAUGUCAUCAAACAGGUCGCACAGAGCCGCCACAAACCUCUCGACCGCAUCAUCAGGACACAUGCCCUGCCGCACGAGGAGGAGAACGAAGUCAGUGAGCGAGAGGCCCUCCGGCAGUCCGCUGAAUCUCUGCUCGAGAUCCGACAGGGCCGACGUGUGGAUGUGGCUCAAGGAACUCUCUAUCUCGUCGGGCAGAUGGCGGCCCUUCUGACGAAUGUAAUGAACACAUGCACCUGGCAAAAUUGUGGAGGCUCAAUUUCAUGUACGCACCAGCCAUGUUUCAGGUUUGUAGACAAGAGAGCUCCACUUGAGGAACCGCGCCCUGCCGGUGGCCACCAGGUGCUGGUAAGACGGCGUCAGGAAGAACUUGACCAGGCUCUCGUUGGAUCCCUCUGUGGACUUUGUUGACAGCACCAUUUCUGAUCAACGAGUGAUGGACGAACUGGAGAGAGA
Vitrella brassicaformis is the source of this 7992-nucleotide messenger RNA. NCBI's taxonomy places the organism in Eukaryota, Vitrellaceae. The record is from the annotation of a GenBank genome assembly.